AUGACAGACUUGGAGGCACUUCGAAAAGAAAAUAUUAAACGAAAUCAAGGCUUAUUAAAAAAACUUAAUCUCGAUGCGCUCAACAAGUCAAUUGCAGACGACGUGAGAGUCAAGAAGGAGCAGACCAGACCUAAGCGUAAGCCCAAGUCUAAGCCUAAGCCUAAAGAGCCAGUAUUGCCCACCAGAAGGUCUAGAAGAUUAGCAGCGCCACAUGAAUUGACAGAGGACGAACAGAAGGCCAAUUUGGAAGAGGAGCGUGCCAGAGAACGACAGGAGAAGCUCAGGAUAUUGCGGCUGCAGAAGCUCACUGGUAGCUUCACGCUCGGUGACUUGCUUAUGGAUCGCCUGCUGGGGAACCUUAAGCAUGAAGAACGCGUAUUAUCCGAGAAAUUGAAGGAAGAGAAGGAGAUUAAGGAUGAGAAUGACGACGAAAUUCAAAGCAUCAAACAGGAGGAGCCUGAGGAUGAAGAUGUGGAUGAACAAAAUCUAGAUUUCUUGCUACACUUGGGCGAGAAGUAUUCUGCUGGGGAUUUUUUUGAGCAAAUCAAGAAACGAGAUGCGGGAAAGAGCCUGGACUUGACGAAAGCAAGAGAAGAGUUUGAAAGGGUGGAGCUCUAUAAAAAAGUGCACCCUUCUUCGAUCAAGGCUUCCUACCAACGUAUCACUACCAUGCACUUCCACCCUUCUGUAACAGACAGAUUGGUAUGCGCUGGAGAUACCAACGGAAGUCUUGGUCUCUGGUCUGUCGAUGAGGUCACUGCAGAAGGCGAGGCCCAAAUCACGAUCUUGAAGCCUCAUGGCAGGUCCAUAUCCAAGAUCGUCCAUAACCCUGCCAAUGCAGCUGAGAUCGUCACUGGCUCGUAUGACGGAUCAGUGAGGGAGAUGGAUAUCACAAAGCUUAAGUCCAGGGAAGUUUUAAAUAUUGAUAUUUCAGAUGACUUGAUUGGUGUUUCUGAUGUCAAUUUUCUGCCUGCUGAGCCCAACUUGUUACAUCUUACCACAUUGGAAGGGAGCUAUUAUCUGCACGAUAUACGAGAGCCUUUCAGAGGAAUGAAAGCAAACAGCUUACUCCGAUUACAUGACAAAAAAAUCGGUAGUUUCUCUGUCAGCCCCAAUUUGUACUAUCAAAUUGCAACAGCCUCGUUGGAUCGCUCCUUACGCGUCUGGGAUCUUAGGAAUGUGUCAACCAAAAACUCUCUUUCAGAUUUCGGCGGGUCCAAGGCACCUCAUUUGUACGGCUCGUACACCAGUCGACUCUCAGUUUCCACUGUUGACUGGAAUUCUAACGAUCAUUUAGUAUGCAAUGGCUACGAUGACAGAAUUCAGUUGUUUGAUUUCAGUGGAAACAGAAAGCCUUACAGCGCCAUAAAGGAUUGGGAGAAGAAUUAUAGACCGGAGAGCAAAAAUUCUGACGAAACAAUUCCCAAUAAUCUCCAACCCUUCAACUCCAUAAGACACAACUGUCAGACUGGAAGAUGGGUGACAAUCUUGAAGGCCAGAUGGCAAAAGAGUCCAAGCGACAAGUAUCAGAAGUUUGCUAUUGCAAACAUGAACCGCAGCAUUGACGUUUACGACGAGAGUGGGAAUUUGCUCGCUCACUUGAACGACGAGGAUUUGACAGCAGUUCCAGCCGCUGUGUCAUUCCAUCCUUCGCAAAACUGGGUCGUAGGAGGCUCUUCCAGUGGCAAGUUGUGCCUCUUCAACUAG
Messenger RNA from Candidozyma auris, 1707 nucleotides. RefSeq lists its product as uncharacterized. Gene Ontology annotation, cellular component: nucleus. The record is from RefSeq and is a predicted model, not a curated record. Lineage: Eukaryota; Fungi; Ascomycota; Pichiomycetes; Serinales; Metschnikowiaceae. Gene Ontology annotation, biological process: regulation of DNA damage checkpoint. The coding region runs from base 1 to 1707 and encodes 568 amino acids. Gene Ontology annotation, molecular function: protein binding; DNA binding. The transcript has a single exon.